Messenger RNA from Labrus mixtus (cuckoo wrasse), 2401 nucleotides. It is a transcript of the gene slc37a2, whose product is annotated as solute carrier family 37 member 2. Bases 603 to 2108 code for a protein of 501 amino acids. Gene Ontology annotation, cellular component: endoplasmic reticulum membrane. Gene Ontology annotation, biological process: glucose-6-phosphate transport; phosphate ion transmembrane transport. NCBI's taxonomy places the organism in Eukaryota, Metazoa, Chordata, Actinopteri, Labriformes, Labridae. Gene Ontology annotation, molecular function: glucose 6-phosphate:phosphate antiporter activity. The record is from RefSeq and is a predicted model, not a curated record. The transcript has 18 exons.
GGGUCCCGACCAGGUCCCGACCCUCACUUUGGUAUCAGCUGUUUCCGACUGCGGCCGCUUCCUGUUCGCCGUGACGUCAGAGGGGAAAAUCACGUGGCCUCCAGGAGGCUCCGUCUGGAGAAAUCUAAUGGAAUAACACGUCCACGCAAAUAUUAAUAACACCUAUUUUUAUCAACAACGGACGCCUUUUUUUUUGUUGACCUGUAUGUGUAUCACAGCUUCUCAGAGGAAGGCUGGCUAUCCCAACCUGUCCAUAUAAACUCUGCCCGACACUAUGGAGGAGAACUGCUGGAUGUUUACGGACUGUGUCUCCCACCAGGAAGCUGCAGGGCUGCUUCUUUACUCCUUUAGCGUCUACUUAUAGUUACCUCACUUAAAAGGUGCGUUUUCACGAGCAACUUAAAAAAAAAAAAACCCAGCAGUGGUUACUACUCGUUAAUAAGCAGCUGGUCUUCUUCUUCUGUUAUUCAGCAGUAGUAGAGGAGGUACAAACAGAAGCUUAGUGCUGAUAGCCGAGAAGAAGAAGAAGAAAAACAUGUCUGGAACCAAGGCGUGAGUGUUUUUGUUUUUGAGUUUGACAAAGUUUUUUUUUUUUAUCGACCAUGAAGUCCUCCCUGGCUCCCGGCAUACGGUUCAUCACGACCUUUUCUCGAGAUGCCUGGUACCGGAGUUUCAUCCUCUUCCUCACCUUCCUCUUCUACACUGCCUACCAUCUGUCCCGGAAACCUAUCAGCAUUGUUAAGGGUCAGCUGCACAGAAACUGCUCCAAUGUCAUCAAGCCCCCAGGCCUCAACAUAACCGACAAUGAUACCUGGUGUGACUGGAAGCCUUUCGACCAGGACAAUUAUCAGACCCUGUUUGGGGUCGUGGAUAACUCGUUUCUGGUCGCCUAUGCCAUCGGCAUGUUUAUCAGUGGGAUCUUUGGGGAGCGCCUGCCUCUAAGGUACUACCUGAGUUUUGGGAUGCUGAUGAGUGGAUUGUUCACAUGUCUGUUUGGCCUCGGCUUCUACUUGAACAUCCACUCAUUAGGAUACUACGCCUUUAUCCAGGUCAUGAACGGGCUCAUGCAGACGACCGGCUGGCCAUCGGUGGUGGCUUGUGUCGGCAACUGGUUUGGAAAGGGGAAGCGUGGGUUCAUCAUGGGUGUGUGGAACUCCCACACCUCCGUGGGAAACAUUUUGGGUUCCCUCAUCGCGGGAGCCUUUGUCUCCUCGGCGUGGGGGAUGUCCUUCAUCGUGCCUGGACUCAUCAUCGCCUCCACCGGAGUUCUGUGCUUCUUCUUCCUGGUUGAGAAACCUGAAGACGUCAACUGCACACCUCCUCAGCACCAUACUGAAGAGGAGAGCGGGGAGACGGAGCCUGAUCUUCAGACUGCUGUACAUGUUGAAGGUGCCAGCAAUGGAUACGGUUCCAUCACCGCGGAGCCUCAGGAGGUUGUGGAGGAGCCAACCGAGGCCAUCAGCUUCUGUGGAGCUCUCAGUAUACCUGGAGUGGUGGAGUUCUCUCUCUGUCUCCUUUUCGCCAAGCUGGUCAGCUACACCUUCCUGUACUGGCUUCCUCUCUACAUCUCAAAUGUUGCACAUUUUGAUGCAAAGCAGGCAGGAGACAUGUCAACACUGUUUGAUGCUGGAGGAAUAGUCGGAGGAAUCACGGCGGGCCUCGUCUCUGACUACACUGGAGGCAGAGCAACAACUUGCUGUGUCAUGUUAAUCGCUGCUGCCCCCAUGCUUUUCCUUUAUAAUCACAUUGGACAAAGGAGCUUAGCUACGACAAUCGGUAUGCUGCUGCUAUGUGGAGGCCUGGUGAACGGACCGUAUGCCCUCAUCACUACUGCUGUAUCUGCUGACCUGGGGACACAUGCAAGUCUGAGAGGAAACUCCCGGGCGCUGUCGACAGUGACGGCAAUCAUUGACGGGACCGGAUCAAUCGGAGCUGCUUUAGGUCCUCUGUUAGCUGGUGUGAUCUCUCCCACUGGCUGGAACAACGUCUUCUACAUGCUCAUCUCUGCCGACAUCCUGGCCUGCCUGUUUUUGUCCAGGCUCGUUUACAAGGAAGCUCAGGGUUGGUGUCGACGAGCCCCCCGAGGAAGAGGGUUCAAAGAAAUCUGACAUUCUCACGCCAUCAAACUGGGAACCAAACACAUCUAUGAGGGGAACAAUGCCACAUGACCUCAUUGAACAGUUGAUCACCUUCUUUCAUCAAUCUGAAUGGAAACAGAAAGCCAUCAGUGGAAGAUUCAAGGCACUAAGCUCAUGAUUAAAGCCUUCUUCUUAUUGUAUAACAGAGAGAAUUAUGCCUUUAUAGAGACAAAGACUUUUUUAUGAUUAUUACGACAUAUUCUAACUUGUUUGUUUUAAUAUUAUUUUACCAUUAAAGUGUACAUACUGUAAAUAUCUCUAAA